UGGGAGGCUUCUGGACAAAAGUGUCUUGGCCAAUAAUCCUGGCACAUGGAAAAGAAUAAGAUGGCCAUGGGCCAUGCCAGGAAAAAAAGAUCUUCUCCUCAUCAUAUGGAGAUCGUCAGACCAACCUUCAGGCGACUGGAGAAGCAGACUCAUAUGACAGGAUCUUUGUGUUUCUCUCCAUCCUGAAUAGCCUGAGCAUCGCGUGGCCAUACCAGCCCAAAUGGAGGGAGGCCUUAAAAAUAACAGAAUGGCGUGCGCUGCAGUUCAGGAUGGGCUCUGUGUUCACGAGCAGCAUAAGCUCGUAGAUAAGGUGAUGUUUCAGCUCUAUGAGCUGCAGGACAGGGCGAUCACCGCAGAACGCAGAGCUGCAAACCUUGAAGCAGCACUAAAAAAGGUGAGAAGGCAGCUGCGCCUUCGAAAGGAGACCCCGCCCAUGAUCAUGGCCUCUGCGGCAGCAGAGGCCAACCGCGAGCACUCAAACCGGUCUUCUUCCACAAGGUGCUCCCUUCUCCGGGUACGCCGCCCCGGCGCCGGUGCCCGUCCCGGAGCUGCCAGUGUGGCAUCCAGACGCCAGGUGGCCAGCGGCAGCGCCGGUCCCUGCGGGGCCCAUGCCGCUCAGGUUCGACAUCGUGUGGCUGGGGCACUAUUAGCCGAAAUGUUUCAAGUUUAAAGUACACUCCCAAGCCUUGCGGCGCUUGGGCUUCUCUACAGAAAUUAGUUUCACGCAAGAUCAAUUUAAAGGAAAACGUUCCAUCCACACAGCGAAAAACUGUGCGCGUGUAUUCAUAAAUAUACUGAAUACAUAUGCCUCAUGAUUUGGGUGGCACUUCGAUAGGCCAACCGUCCCUAUGUUUUGACUUAUGUCACACCGCUGUUCGAUGUUUGCCCCCCUUUCCCUCCGACGAGGCAUCUUUUGGGGACACCACCAGAGCACUCCACCGGAGCUCUUACGGGAUGAUCAAGACACACACAGCUUAUAGGAUUUGUUCAAUUGAUCCUUGUUGGAACCAUGGUGAAACCGAGGAUUGAUAUACUUGAAAGCUCUCAUUUUUGGUUUAACCGUUUGCUCCCUAGGAGCCAUGGUGUCGAGGCGAACGUAAAUUCCUUCAAUCAAGACGUCGGGCGAAUGCAGAAAUCAUGAUUUCGGUUUCGAGGUUUCAAAAGGUGUGGGCCUUGCAAAUUUCAAAAGGUUCGGGCUCAAUCAGGAAAAGAGACAUAUAUAUGAUAUAUGCUGACACGACGAUCCAUGCGGAUGCCUUCCAAUCCGAAGGAUGCGGUUGAGGCUUUGCCUUCGCCUGGGGGCUUGAACGGCCCUAGGGCUCUAGGGCAAUGAUCAAGUAUAGGCCCGUGGCUGGCAGGUCUAGAGUGUCGCGACACAACCUUCUUAAAGCCGGAAGGGAACCCUCAGCAUUUGGGGAAUAGGAUGAGAUGCACUUUCGUUUGUAAGUGGGAAGCACUGGGAAGAACGGAUGGCUGACGGCUUCAAACGCGCCUCGAAAGUGUGGUGCGCAAAAGCUUGGCGCCAUGAUGGGUGCAGAAGAAGGGGAAGAAGGCGUCGGAAGACGUCUGCUUUGGGGAAGCAUAGCAGGGUCACACUCCGGGUUUGCAAGUUAAAGGAAAGUAUGAUGUAUUGCUUAAGAGUACCAUCAAAGGUAGAAGGCAAGAGUUGUUGCUUUUGUUUUGCUGCUUCAAAGUACUCAAAAGUAAAGUAUAAUUGCCCCCAAAUGUAGAAGGAAAGAGUGCAGCUGACCACCCACGAAGCGCAAGUGCUUUGGCCAGCUGAGCGUGGCGCCAGGUGCACCGUAAGUGCUGAUGUGACCACAUGCCAAUGGAAGGCCGGCACGGCACCAAACUGUGCCUCGUUUUCACCGGUGACGAGG
Molecule: messenger RNA, 1880 nt
Organism: Durusdinium trenchii
Lineage: Eukaryota; Dinophyceae; Suessiales; Symbiodiniaceae
Source: the annotation of a GenBank genome assembly